This is a messenger RNA of Paramecium tetraurelia, 1281 nucleotides long. RefSeq lists its product as uncharacterized. The transcript has 4 exons. NCBI's taxonomy places the organism in Eukaryota, Ciliophora, Oligohymenophorea, Peniculida, Parameciidae. Gene Ontology annotation, molecular function: carbohydrate binding. The record is from RefSeq and is a predicted model, not a curated record. Gene Ontology annotation, biological process: cell adhesion.
AUGAAAUAUUAUAAUCUUUCAUUUUUCCUAUCCAUACUAAUAGCAACCAACCUUGGAUUCAUCACAUAUGAUACAGGAUUCGCAUCUUAAUUCCAUUAUGAAGAUGGAUUUCUCGGAUAUCCUAACACAAACUAUUUGAAAGAGUUUUCGUUUUCUGGGACAUUUGAAAGACCUCCUUAGGUUGCAUUUGUAAUAUACAAAUAUAAUUAUGAUUAUUACUAACCCAAUGGUUAUGAUAUAGAAGUAACCGAAAUAACAACAACUAAGUUUAAAGUCUUACUCAGAUGUUUAUAUCAGCACAGAGUUUGGGAUACUCCCUUCAAUUGGUAUGCCUAUGACGAUAGAAGAAUCCAAGUCAUAAGUGUAGUCAAUUAUGAUAUUUCCUAAUCAAGUGCUAGUUUUUCUACCUAAAUAACUCACCCUCAUUUUAAUCCUAAUUUCUCAAAGGGAAUCAUACAUGUGACAUCAUUAUGUUACACUGGUCCCAUAGAAUUUGAACUAUCUAUUGUUAAUAUCAAUUUUUAAGAUGUAGUAAUUUAAAUCAAAUCAAACAACUUUAAUUUAAUAAAACUUGGCUAUUAGAUAUUUCUAUCUAUUGAUGAUGCCAUUGACGUAGAGAAUCAAAUAGUCUAUAAUGGUGAUUUGUAUACUAGUCCAACAUUAACUUUUCCAAGCGAUAAAGAUUGGGCUAUUGGAUUAUAAGGAUUGAUUUGGGGUUAAACUAUAAAUCUUAGAGUUAAGAGGAUUUAAUUUUCAAAUUAUUACACUUAUGGCAAAUGGGUAGGAGGUGACAAUAAUGUUUCAAAACUAAGAUUUACAAGUAUUUAUUUCCAUAGAAGUAUCACAUAAACUUUUUUACCUUGGAUUAUUAGAACAGUCAGAGUCAGUCAAACUGAGUAUUAUGCCUUAUAGCCAGCACCUAUUUUUACUGUAGUCAUAACUGAACUUAAUAAGGUUUACGCAACUCCAGUUACUGAAACACUUUAUGUGUAGUAAUAAACUUAACUUCAUGUUCAGAUUCGAUUUUAAUGUGAUUAACUAAAGAAAAAACUUUACACUGAAUUCUUUAUGUGCAGCUCCUGUAAUAUAAAGAAGCUAUAUUACUAUUGUUUAAGAAGUGUAAAUGCUAUUUCAAUUUAUGCUUUAUUAAACUCUCAAAUGACUGCGGUUAAUGUAUUUACUAUUUCAGUUUCUAAUAAUGGUAUCACAAUAAUUCAAACAAUUUAAAAUCAGUUAGAGCAAAUCUAAUAAAUAUUAAAAGUAGAAGUUUAGAAUAAUUGA